Molecule: messenger RNA, 5479 nt
Organism: Nylanderia fulva
Lineage: Eukaryota; Metazoa; Arthropoda; Insecta; Hymenoptera; Formicidae
Gene: GluRIB
Product: Glutamate receptor IB
Cellular component (GO): membrane
Molecular function (GO): ligand-gated monoatomic ion channel activity
Source: RefSeq, a predicted model, not a curated record
GAGUUCACGCCAAGUAGAGCACGGCAGUUUGUGUCAGACUACGGAGCUCGGAAGAUGCUCCCGGUUGUUCACGAGACGGGUGGACCACCCUCGUCGCGACGACGGUGUCGCGCCAUCGCGGUCCCUCUCGGUAUCGUCGCGUCGGUCCUCCCCGGGGAAGUCGAAAAGAACGCGGGAAACAGUACCGGUAGGAUCAGCAGACCAACAUCCACUGCCACGAUGAUGACUAUGGCCUUAACCGUCCUCUUGAUCCUGGUACCCGCGGUAUUUCCAGACAAGAUUCCCAUCGGUGCCAUUUUCGAGCAAGGUACCGACGAAGUACAGUCCGCCUUCAAGUUCGCGAUGAUGAACCACAACCAGAACAUAACGAUUCGCAAAUUCGAGCUGCAAGCCUUCGUGGAUGUGAUUAACACCGCGGAUGCGUACAAACUAUCUCGUCUAAUCUGCAACCAGUUUAGCAGAGGCGUGUUUUCCAUGUUGGGUGCCGUGAGUCCAGACUCAUUCGAUACACUACACUCUUAUAGCAACACCUUCCAGAUGCCAUUCGUGACACCCUGGUUCCCCGAAAAGGUCCUGACGCCAUCCUCGGGUCUCCUGGACUUCGCCAUAAGUAUGCGGCCGGAUUACCAUCGCGCUAUCAUCGAUACGGUGCGAUACUACGGUUGGAAGAAAAUCAUCUACCUCUACGACUCCCACGAUGGAUUGCUCAGGCUGCAGCAGAUUUAUCAGGGCUUGAAACCAGGCAACGAGUCCUUUCAAGUUGAAACCGUCAAGAGAAUACAGAAUAUGUCAGAGGCAAUCGAUUUUCUACGGAGUCUUGAGGAACUUAACCGAUGGAGUAACAAAUACGUCGUGCUCGAUUGUCCGACAGACAUGGCAAAGGAUAUUGUUGUGAGCCAUGUGAGGGAUAUAGCUUUGGGAAAAAGAACGUAUCAUUAUCUGCUGAGUGGCUUGAUAAUGGACGACCGAUGGGAGAGCGAGGUGAUCGAGUUCGGCGCCAUCAACAUCACGGGCUUUCGCAUCGUAGAUGGCAAUCGACCUCACGUCAAGGAGUUCCUGACCAACUGGCAUCGCCUGGACCCCGCCAUGGCUCAAGCCGGUCGUGAAUCCAUUUCCGCACAAGCUGCUCUGAUGUACGACGCCGUGUUCGUCUUGGUCGAAGCCUUCAACAAGUUUUUGAGAAAGAGAACCGAUAAAAAUAAUACACGACGUAUAGGAACUACAAGCAGCAAUCAGCCUAUAAACGGGACAAAAGCUUUAGAUUGCUACAACAAUCGCGGCUGGGUCACUCCGUGGGAAUAUGGAGACAAAAUCUCGAGACUUUUGAGAAAGGUUGAGAUUGAAGGGCUGACAGGAGAGAUACGAUUCAAUGACGAUGGUCGGCGACAGAAUUACACGCUUCAUGUCGUCGAGAUGACUGUUAAUAGCGCUAUGGUGAAAGUCGCCGAAUGGACUGAUGAGACUGGUUUUCAAGCCAUAGCCGCAAAAUAUGUACGACUUCGUCAACAUGAAGUUGAAAAGAAUAAAACCUACAUCGUUACUACGAUAUUGGACGACCCUUACAUAAUGAAGAAAAUGUCGGAUACAGAUGAAGUAUUAUUCGGAAAUGACAUCUACGAAGGAUAUUGUAAAGAUUUGGCUGACCUCAUCGCCAAGCUAGGCAUAUCAUACGAGCUGCGGAUCGUGAAGGACGGAAAAUACGGCAUGGAAAACCCGGACGUCCCGGGCGGCUGGGACGGCAUGGUCGGGGAGCUUAUCAGAAAGGAAGCCGACAUAGCAAUCGCUCCCAUAACUAUCACUUCUGAUCGAGAACGCGUGAUCGAUUUUAGUAAACCGUUUAUGUCUCUCGGCAUCAGCAUCAUGAUAAAAAAACCCAUCAAACAAAAACUCGGAGUCUUCAGUUUCCUGAAUCCGCUGAGCAAGGAGAUCUGGGUGUGCGUCAUUUUUUCCUACAUCGCAGUUUCUAUCGUCCUGUUUAUUGUAUCAAGAUUUUCGCCGUACGAGUGGAGGGUACUCACCAUCAGCGGUAGCACGGAUUCAGCUAUUAGCGGACGAAACGAUCCCAGUUUGCAACAUCCGCAUACGCCGCAAGGUUCACCCCACAUGCCAACUUCUAGCAUGGCCAACGACUUCAGUAUCGUAAAUAGCCUCUGGUUUGCUCUGGCGGCGUUUAUGCAACAGGGCUGCGAUAUCUCGCCCAGAUCCAUAUCUGGUCGCAUAGCCGGCAGCGUCUGGUGGUUUUUCACUCUGAUUUUAAUAUGCUCCUACACCGCGAAUCUCGCUGCAUUUUUAACCAUCGAGAGAAUGGUCACGCCAAUUAACUCGCCCGAGGAUUUAGCGGCGCAGACGGAGGUCCAGUAUGGCACUGUCACUAAUGGCGCGACGAUGGAUUUUUUUCGAAAAUCUCCAAUUGGUCUCUAUAGCAAGAUGUGGGAGUUCAUGAACUCGCGGAAGCACGUGUUCGUAAAAUCGUACGAGGAGGGAGUACGAAGAGUGAGAGCGAGUAAGGGCAAAUACGCAUUUUUAAUCGAGAGUCCGACGAAUGAAUAUACAAACGAGAGAGAGCCUUGCGACACGAUGAAGGUCGGAAGAAAUCUCGAUGCCAAGGGAUUCGGUGUCGCGACGCCGUUAGGAUCCCCUCUCAGGGAUCCCAUAAACUUGGCGGUGCUGUCGCUGAAGGAAAAUGGAGAACUGGCGAAGCUGUUCGAACGAUGGUGGUACGAAAGGACGGAAUGCAGGCACGGUGAUAAGCCAGACGCUGCUAGAAACGAAUUAUCGCUGAGCAACGUAGCGGGAAUAUUUUAUAUCCUCAUCGGUGGCCUCCUUCUGGCGCUCGCUGUAGCUCUCUUGGAAUUCUGCUACAAAUCGCACACAGAGGCGACAAGAGCGAAGAUUCCACUGUCGGACGCGAUGAAGGCGAAAGCACGACUGACGAUCGGUGGUGGUCGCGAUUUCGACAAUGGACGGCGCGGGAAGAAACGAGUACUGGCUGCGGAGGUACCAACUUUGACUACGUUCGCGCCGAAGUACUACGCUCCAGCCAACGCGAUUGGGAACACGGAGGGCGAUCAGGUUCACAGCAAUACCCACACCCAGGUGUAAAUUAUUACCUGGAGAGCCCGAGCGACGGAUCGCCCUCGAAUUCGCUGCCCACACCUCCGCCACCCCCAUUGGUGGCACCCCCACCGCCACCCCCACCGCCCAGGAGACCACGGAGGAACGUGACCUUCGCGGAGUCGCCACCGAAGAGCCCGAGGAAGAAGAGCCCGAAGUACAUGUUCCAGCGGAAGUCCAGCAUGGCGGUCCUCGACGUGGCGGUCCCGUGGACGCCGGCGUCGCCGCGACACUGGGCCGGUCUCAGCGACAAGCCGCCAGAAUACAUCACGUAAGAUGCUGAAGCGAGCGUAGGCAACGAUCGGCGUCUUUUCGACAUCAUGACGACCUUAGCUAUUUGGAGUAUCUGUGCUGAGACAUUCGAACGUAUACUCGAGCUGCUGACACGAGGUAGCUCUUCUUCUCUUGCCAAUUUUUCGCCCAGAAAUGUUCUAGCGAUCCGAACUCGAGUAAUGAAGCGAUUGGAACAUGGAAGCAUUGAUAUUUUUAUAGAACAAUAAUCGUAAGGUUUUGUAAUGAUUCUAAGAAAUCGAGAAAAAAUUGUGUCCCUCUGUGCGUUGUAACAUUUUUCACGCAGAACCGAAUGGUUUUCUGUAGCGAUUUCCAUGGACGAUGUAUUUAAACGACUUAGGGAGAAGUUGAGAGACUAGUUCCUCUGAUAAAUAUUGGAAUGCGAUUACCUUAAUACAGAAUUAUGCAGAUGACAAUUGGAUUAUCGGUAUGUUCGAAUUGCGAAAAAUUGUGUCGCAUUACUCGAGAUUUCGGAUUAUUUGAUAUAACUGAUAGUAGAAUCGAGAUAAAUGUAUCAAAACAUCGGCGACUAUUGUCCUUUUCACGCACCUUGAAGAAUAUCAUUUCAUCCACAGAACAUAAAACAUUGGCCGAUCACGAAAAUGCCAAUACUUUUUACAAAACAUUCAAAAUUCAAAUUUUCUACAAUAAAUUUUACCAUUUUAUAAAAAUUAGUAUUUAUUAUCUUGAGAUUUUUAAUAUUUACCAAAAGAUAAAAUCAGUAUGGAAAAUAUAUCAGAGCGUGAGAUUUAAAAAAAAUGGGCAGCCACAUCCUCAUAAAUCGGCGGAAUUUUUCGUCGCUCGAGGAGUACACAUAAGUAAAGCAUUUCCCAAGCUUCGAUUAAAGCUUCGAUCUGCAACGUCGACACGAAUGGAAACGAAAAUUCCUGUCGGCCGAAUCCUUUGUACAUUGUAAAUAUCCGUGAGCGAAUCAAAUAAAAAUAAAAAAAGAAAAGAAGCAAAACGAAUUCACCGUCGGGGCGACGAUGAAGUCGCCACGAUUGCGAUAGUAUAAUGAUGGUCCUGGGAUGGGUGCAUGUGCAACCAGCAACUCGAACUACACACUUACUGCCAUAAAAAAAAACAAACGAAAAAAGGAACGCGUAAUGAGAUUACAAAAAAGAAAAAUAAGAAACAGCGUUCGCGGGUGGAAGAUUUUAGAAGAAGAUUUGCGAUGGAUGAAAAAAAAAGGUUCGCCGUCGCAAAUAAAUUAUUAUUAGAAACGUCACGUGCCAAAAGAGACUGUCGAUCGUGACGACGACGCAACUAUUAUUCUUAUUAUUAUUACUAGAUAUUAUAAUUAUUAUUAUGAAUUACAAUUACUGUGUAAUAAGGGGGUAACUAUUUUGUGCAAUGAGCGAGAGUGUGAAUGAGUCUGACACCGCAAAACAGCGGGGUCUCACAUGAGUUUUUUAAUCCAGACGGGCGUAAAAUCGCACCGAUGCGUGAGUGUGUGUUGCGUGAAAUAUAUAUAUAUAUAGUAUAUAAUAUAUAAAUAUAAAUAUAUAUAUAUAUAUAUAAAUAUAAAUGCAAAUAUAAAUAUACAUACUUAUAGACGUUUAUUGAGAAAACGAAUGUGCGAGUCAUGAUAAUGGGGUGCGUGUGGAACGUAUGGUAUUUUAAUCAUGUAAACGCGUUAUGAGUACCUAAAGCGGCAUCAGAUCGCGCCGGUCUGGAUCGAUGGAUGGAUGCAAGUUAUAUCCCGCUUCUCUCUCGCGUUCCGCUCGAGUUUUCUUAUCGUCUUCACACAGAACCGUCUCGCGAUUGGAAACUUACCGUGCGUCGACGGAUCGUCGCGAUCUGGUUCGCGAGAAACGACGUUUACGGUUCACGUUGGUUUCGUGCCAAAAGAGACGAUAUCUCCCGCCCAUAUAGUUCGACGCUACAUUAUCUACGACAGGCACACUGCAAAUAAUGUACAUUUUUAAGGGGAUUCUUGUGAUUGCGUAUAUAAACCGUCUUUAACACUUCAUCGAUCGGAGUUCGAUGCUAUUUCAAACAAUAAAUGUACCAUUUUGUAUAAUAUAUAAAGGGAAAGAAUGAGAACUCUGACGCACGAACAUGAGAAGAAAAA